Molecule: messenger RNA, 1977 nt
Organism: Pochonia chlamydosporia 170
Lineage: Eukaryota; Fungi; Ascomycota; Sordariomycetes; Hypocreales; Clavicipitaceae
Product: siderophore iron transporter
Exons: 1
Coding region: 1-1977 (658 amino acids)
Biological process (GO): transmembrane transport
Molecular function (GO): transmembrane transporter activity
Source: RefSeq, a predicted model, not a curated record
AUGUCAACACCAACACCCGCUGGCAAUAAACAUCCUGAGGGCGAGGAGCCCAAGACAACGCCCGUCUCGGAAACUGUAUUUCAGAAGACGGCCAACAAGGAGAUGGGUGUUAAACCGGAUGACUCCUCGUCCAAUGUUGCCAACUCGAGACGAGGCUCCGCCUCUCACGAUGGCAGUCACAAAGAAAUCGGCGUCAACAGGGUCGAAGCCUUCAACAAGCAGCUGUACCAGUCUGGUAAGAAAGGCAAGAUGUUGCUCUGGCUGCUCGGUAUCUCCAUCGGGCUGACCAUGUUUGCAUACGCACUCGACAUGGGCAUCACCACCACCAUUUUCGGCACCUUGGCAGCCUCAGCCUUUGGUCGCCAUAGCCAGGUCGGUGCCAUCAACACUGCUGGUCAAAUCAUUCGUGCUGUCAGCAAGCCUUUCAUUGGUAAGAUGGCCGAUAUUACUUCACGACCGACCACAUACGUUAUCAUCCUCGUCUUCUAUGUGGUGGGCUUUGCUGUCGCGGCCAGCGCUAAAACUAUCGCAUCGUACACGAUCGGUAUGUGCUUCACAUCGGUUGGCAAGUCCGGCCUCGAUCUUCUUAGCGAUAUUAUUGUUGCCGACUUGACGCCUCUCGAAUGGCGCGGUUUCUUUAGCGCUUGCCUGUCUCUCCCAUUUGUCGUCACGGUGCCCGUCAACGGCUUCAUUGCAGAUGGCUUUGUCGACAACUGGCGAUGGGGUUUGGGCAUGUUCGCCAUUCUUGUGCCCGUUCUUCUCGUUCCCGCCAUCAUUACCCUGUAUUCAAUGCAGCGCCAGGGUGAAAAGGCGGGCAUGGUCACCAUGGCUGACUCCAAGGACGUACGCACUGGCGCCGCUGAGGCUACAGCUAAGGGCUUUGGAUAUUGGGCCAAACUGGCAUACCAAGGUCUGAUUGAUAUUGACAUUUUUGGUCUUAUUCUCCUUGGUUUCGCCUUCUCCCUGAUCCUCUUGCCCUUCGUUCUCGCCAAGGGCUCUCAAGGUGGCUGGUCCAACCCUAGCAUGAUUGCCAUGAUUGUCGUAGGUUUCGUCUGCCUCAUCAUCUUCGUGCUCUUCGAAGUAUUUGUCGCACCUAAGCCUAUCAUGACCAAGCGCAUUAUCAAGAAUCGCGCUUUCAUUGCUGGUGUCAUAAUUCACACCUUCAACCAGAUGGCCUCGUCUGUUCGCAACACUUACUUCCCGUCCUACAUUUUCAUCAUCAAAGACUGGACUGUCUACCAGUGGACCAUCUUCUUGGGUGUCACUACCAUGGGUCUCUGUCUAGUCGGCCCCGUCGUAGGUCUGGUCCACCGCGUCUCUCACCGCUACAAGACCGUCAUGGUUGUCGGUGCCGCGGCCAAGAUUCUUGGCUAUGGUCUCCUAAUUGAUCCCACUGGCCAUAUGACUCAGGACACUGCUCGCCUUGUUGCCGCACAGCUAAUCUUCUGUCUCUCUGCCCUCAACGUCGUCGGCGCCCGUGUUGGUGUUCAGGCCUCAGUUCCUCACGAGGACUUGGCCUCCAUCAUCUCCAUCAUCACUCUGUGGUCUACGUUGGGAUCUAGUAUCGGUAGUGCCAUUGUGUCUGCCAUCUGGACCAACCAGAUGCUCGAUCAAAUGUACACAGAGCUUCCCGGAGUCCCUAAUAAGACUGUCCUCAAGAUCUAUGGUAAUAUCAGGGCGCUGCGCAACCAAUAUGACUUCUUGAGCCCUAUUCGCCAGGGUUCCAUUCGAGCCUACGCCAUUGUAAACGGCCACAUCAUCGUCACUGCUAUCUGCCUGUCUGCCCCUCCUCUCAUUGCUUCUUUCUUCAUGCCUAACUACUACCUCGGCAAGCAGCAAAAUGCCAUCAAUAACAAGGGCCUUGAUGGCGAGGUUGUUGAUGUGCCCGGCCAACAUGGACAGAAGGAAGAGUCGGUCUCUACUGAGCCUAAGUCUGUGUCACUGUGGGAGAAGAUACUUGCUUUGUACCGAAAGUAA